CCUACUCUACUCAAUGCUGUAGGUUAAUAAAUGUUCUCCAGCUUUUCAACGAGAUGUUCUAAAUAAGUUUUUAUCAGUUUGCAGUGUUUGUACUGUUCCAUGUCUGCCUUUAGCCGUCAAUAUCUCGUAUGAUUUUUUUAUUUAGAACAGAGAACUAAAAAUUUGUAUAAUGUGGCACGAAAUUCGUAAACAGGAAAGAAAGAUACGUUGUAUGAUAGUUGAUUAUAAAAGGAGAGCUGAAAGGAGAAGAGACUAUUAUGAAAAAAUUAAAGCUGAUCCAACACAAUUUCUUCAAAUUCAUGGUCGAUCAUGUAAAAUACAUCUUGAUCCUCAAGUUGCUGCUGCUGGGGAUAGCCCUGCAGUAAUGAUGAGUUGGCAAGGCGCUCAGGAUGUUAUGAUUGACAGAUUUGAUGUACGUGCUCAUUUAGACUAUAUACAAGAGUACAGAGGGUCAUCUGAAGAAAAACUUUCAUAUGAUGAAAGGCUUAUUAAUUAUGAACGAUAUCGAAUUCUAGUCCAAAAUGACUUCCUCGGAGUAUCAGAGGAAAAAUUCCUUCAUCAGAUUUAUUUGGAAGAGCAAUUUGGAGCCAUAAAAAGCGAACCACAGCCCAUUGAGGGUAAGAAGAAAAUUGCAGGAGCUGCUAUAGGCUAUAACUAUGAUGAACCUGCCGUGGAAGUGCCUCUGCAACAAGUACCUCCUCCUCCUCCUGAACCGGAUCCGGAUACUGCUGCUGAUGAUGAGGAAGAAGAUGAUAGUGACAUCGACUUUGAUAUGUGUGUUGAUGUGAAUAAGGUAUCUACCCAACAAGCACAUGAAUUGAAUAACUGUGGCCAUAUUUAUGGAAUGGAUGGAAAUGAUUUCUUUAGUUUCCUUACAAAGGAUAAAGAAGAAGCUGAUAAUUUGAGAAUCGCAAAAGAACUUGAAGAAGAAAAGGCCAUGUACUCAGGUCGAAAGUCAAGAAGGGAACGAAGAGCUUAUAGAGAUAAAAAGUUAGCUGGAAGGAAAAUAAGUCCACCAAGUUAUGCAUCAAGAAAAAGCCCUACUUACAGAGAUUACUGCGAUCUUUCAAGAUCAAGAUCAAAAAGUGCAUCACCUGUGAAUUCUGGAAAGAUAACUUACAUUACCAGUUUUAGUGGUGAAGAACCGGUUGCUGCUACUAGUCCUAAAAUUAUUCAGCAUAAACCAUACAAGAGUUCAAGUGAUGACCAUCGCUCAGUGAAGUAUAGAUCAAGGACACCUGACAACAGACGACAUAGGUAUCGUUCUAAGAGCAGAUCAAAAAGCAGAGAGAAAAGUCACAGAAGACGUUCUAGAUCAAGGAGCCGGAGUCAAUCUAAUUCUUCAAGAUCUAGAUAUCGCAGCUCUAGGAGAUCUAGAUCAGUCUCCAGGUCUUACAGCAAAUCUUCCAGUCAAAGAGAUCAGAAAUCAACCAGAUCCAAAAGUAAAUCUCCAUUGAGAGUUUCAAACAAAGUUGACAGCAAAUCACAACCUGUCUUUAAUCCUGCUGUGCCAGUUAAGCAACCUCCUGCUCCUAUAAUAUCCAGGUACUAUGGGAGGAGGGGGCAUUCCUCAUCUUCUGAGCUGUCCAUUUCUGAAGACGAUGAUGAAAAAAACACAGUAUCAUCUGAUAAACAACCCACUGUUCAAAAGAAACCAUGGACAGAUUUUGGUAAUUCGAGUGGCAGAAACAAAGUCAGUAAGAAUCAACACUUAAUUUCACACUAUAUUUUUUUGUUAAUUUUAUUUUGUGACUUCAAUAUUAAAUGUAUUGAACCUCACACUACAAAUAAAAGGUAGUACUGACUUUUUGUGAACAAUAAAAGCAAAAAAUGAAUAAAUUAGUUCUCAAUGAUAAAAUUAAAUUUAAUUGAAAUAUCCUGAGGGGUAUUAAUCUAUGAUAGGCAGUCAUCUACCUCUGAUACCCAGCCACUUAUAUUUUAUAUGAUAUAGUUCUUUUCUAUUUCUUCCCACUAUUUCACUGAGGCAAUAUUGUGGAAUCUUCAUUAUGCGGGGUAAAGAUUGAAAAUCGCUCCAUGGAUAAUUUAAAAUCCUGGAUAAUUGAAUUUUUUAUUUAAUUUAACAGUUAAAUAGAAAAAAUCCGCAUCUGUCAAUAGCGAAUUUAUUUGAUGGCACAUAUUGACAGCCACAUUGCAUAAGUCUGUUAGAACAAUUUCUAUGAAAAAGGAGAAUAUGAGCUUUUCUGAUCAAUCUUGUCCUGGUGCAUAUUCUGAUCCCAAAAAAUGAAAUCUUCGAUGUUUCAUUUCUUCUCUGUGGCAUUUUGUAAAAACCAGCAAAUUGUGAUGUAAAAAAGUGUAAGUUACAGUGAAGAUUAUGGAGAUUGUGUCGUUACCCAAAAAACGUUAUGAAAUGCUCAAUGAAAGUGGUCAUGUAAAUACCGAAUGUAUAAACCAUCUUGCCCAUUGACUUACAGUAUCAGUUAGCUUUAUUAAUAGGCUAAAAUUAGUUUUCUCAUGUGCUUUGAAUUAUUUUUUUAAGAAUAGUGGGCACUUCCAGCCCGGCGCCUCUGGGCAAAUGCUGUCUGAGGCCGGCACUGUUUACUAUGGAACUAGACGAAGCAAAGAAGAGAGGGGUAAGUGGGUAUAUAAUAUUAAAGGGGCUUCAAAACUAUUGAAAUCUCCUGAACACUGCAAAAUGAGCUUGACUGGAAAAAAGCUACAAUUCUGCCGAAUCUCAACUAGUUAGAGUUAGAGAAUUGCUUUCAUGAAUUAGAAAAUUUAAUACGGGGUGAAAAAAUAACUCUAGUUUCAUCUUUUCAAAGCAAUGAAUCUUCGAUAUUGUAAGUAAGAAGCUCAGAAACGAAGUGAUCUACACAUCAGCAAAUUACAUAGAAUUUAACAAGCAUUCGUGAAUCAAAUCAUAUCCAUAUGAAGUUGAGUACGUUAAAAACAAAUCUUUCAUAGACUACUACAAAAUGGGGCACAUGCACUCCGUUCGAUCUGUCCCUACAGUAAAAACUAAAGAUUUUAGCAGUCGCCCACAAGUCUUUUAAUCUUUGUUCCUUCAAAAGGCUGAGGCUUUGUUAGCUUCUUAAUAGCAACUAAUUUCAAAUUGUGUGAUCUGGAUUUAUUAGAACAAGUCACGAUGGUAAAUCCUUCUUUACGGAAUUUAUUAAAAAAAUUCUU
Messenger RNA from Nezara viridula (southern green stink bug), 3144 nucleotides. Lineage: Eukaryota; Metazoa; Arthropoda; Insecta; Hemiptera; Pentatomidae. The record is from the annotation of a GenBank genome assembly.